Molecule: messenger RNA, 1711 nt
Organism: Lycium barbarum (goji berry)
Lineage: Eukaryota; Viridiplantae; Streptophyta; Magnoliopsida; Solanales; Solanaceae
Product: enolase-like
Exons: 17
Coding region: 92-1426 (444 amino acids)
Biological process (GO): glycolytic process
Cellular component (GO): phosphopyruvate hydratase complex
Molecular function (GO): magnesium ion binding; phosphopyruvate hydratase activity
Source: RefSeq, a predicted model, not a curated record
UCUCAUUGUCAUUGUCAAAAACAAAACCAACUUUUUCUCUUCACUCUUUCACUACUAUUAUUUCUCUCUUCAUUCAUAUUAACAGAUCUAAAUGGCAACUAUCACAUCCGUUAAGGCCCGUCAGAUCUUUGACAGUCGUGGUAAUCCAACGGUCGAGGUUGAUGUAUCUUGCUCAAAUGGUGUAUUUGCUAGAGCUGCUGUUCCUAGUGGUGCAUCCACAGGAGUCUAUGAAGCCCUUGAAUUGAGGGAUGGAGGAUCUGACUACCUCGGAAAGGGUGUUUCAAAGGCUGUUAACAAUGUCAACUCAAUUAUUGGCCCUGCUCUCAUCGGAAAGAACCCAACUGAUCAAACUGCUCUUGAUAACUUCAUGGUUCAUGAGUUAGAUGGAACUCAAAACGAGUGGGGUUGGUGCAAACAAAAGCUUGGUGCAAAUGCUAUCCUUGCUGUGUCACUUGCUGUGUGUAAAGCUGGUGCUGCUGUCAGGAAUGUUCCACUUUACAAGCACAUUGCUGACCUGGCUGGUAACAAAAAGUUGGUAUUGCCAGUUCCCGCCUUCAAUGUGAUUAACGGUGGAUCUCAUGCUGGAAACAAACUGGCAAUGCAGGAAUUCAUGAUCUUGCCUGUUGGAGCUGCUAAUUUCAAGGAGGCCAUGAAGAUGGGCUCUGAAAUCUAUCAUCAUUUGAAGGCUGUGAUUAAGAAGAAAUAUGGUCAGGAUGCCACAAAUGUCGGUGAUGAGGGUGGUUUUGCUCCUAAUAUCCAGGAGAACAAGGAAGGUCUUGAAUUGCUCAAGACAGCCAUUGAGAAAGCCGGUUAUACCGGAAAGGUGGUCAUUGGAAUGGAUGUUGCUGCAUCUGAAUUCUACCUGAAGGACAAAUCUUAUGACCUGAACUUCAAAGAAGAGAACAAUGAUGGCAAAGCAAAGAUUUCAGGUGACCAACUCAAGGAUUUAUACAAGUCAUUUGUGUCUGAGUACCCUAUUGUUUCAAUCGAAGAUCCAUUUGACCAAGAUGACUGGGAGCACUAUGCUAAGAUGACUACUGAGAUGGGAGAACAAGUACAGAUUGUUGGAGAUGAUCUCCUUGUCACCAACCCUAAGAGGGUUGCCAAGGCAAUUGCAGAGAAGUCUUGCAAUGCACUUCUUCUCAAGGUUAACCAAAUUGGCAGUGUGACCGAGAGUAUUGAAGCUGUGAAAAUGUCUAAGAAGGCAGGUUGGGGUGUAAUGACCAGUCACCGCAGUGGAGAAACCGAAGAUACCUUCAUUGCUGAUCUUGCUGUCGGUUUGUCAACGGGACAAAUCAAGACUGGAGCUCCUUGCAGGUCAGAGCGUCUCGCCAAGUACAACCAGCUCUUGAGGAUCGAAGAGGAACUUGGAUCAGAGGCCGUAUACGCAGGAGCAAGCUUCCGCAUGCCCGUCGAGCCCUACUAAAAUCUCAAGUGUUAAAAUGUGGAGAUGUGGAAGGUGCUUGUUCUGCCAAAUAAAUCCCUUUGUAGGAUUGGGUGGGUCAUUUUAGGAUAGUAUAUGACCCUUUCUAAAAUAAUAGCAGACUCGAAACCGUUUUUGUUUUGUGAGGUUUUAUUAGGUUCUGAACUGUGUAAGAGUUCUUUUUUAAAGGCUUGUGAGCAUGUCUCGUUUUUGACUGCUGGUUCUGUAAAACUUUGAUAUGCAGUUUUUCGUAUUUUCUGAUUAAAUAUUUUGAUGGUUUUGGUUUUC